Messenger RNA from Syzygium oleosum, 1071 nucleotides. RefSeq lists its product as uncharacterized. The transcript is spliced from 2 exons. Lineage: Eukaryota; Viridiplantae; Streptophyta; Magnoliopsida; Myrtales; Myrtaceae. The coding region runs from base 28 to 897 and encodes 289 amino acids. The record is from RefSeq and is a predicted model, not a curated record.
AGAUAAGCCUAUUAAAGAAAGCUCAAAAUGGCGAACUUUCCUCCAUUGAAGCACAAUAGACGAUCACCUCACUUUCUCCAUUACUCUCGUGUCGUUAACCUUUCCCUUUUCCGUCCUCUUUCCCUCCCCUUCCCUUCCCUUCCUCUCUGGAUUUCCGUUUCGCCGUUUCCCCAUCUCGCCGAUCACGCACAGAGGAAGAAUGGAGGAACAGAGGCUGGACUACGUGUUGGUGCCGCUCGGGCUGCUGAUACUGGGGGCGUACCACGCCUGGCUGCUGGUCACCAUCUUUCGAAGCCCAAGGCGCACCGUCAUUGGCCUCAACGCCGAGUCUCGCCACCAGAUCCCCUGAAGAAUGGUGUCUUGACCGUCCAGACGAUACGCAACAAUAUUAUGGCAUCGACACUCUUGGCAACGACAGCAAUCACUCUCAGUUCACUGAUCAGUGUUUUCGCAAGCAGCUCAUCCAGCUCUACUGCCACAGCUUCACAAUUGGUUUACGGCAACCAAACCGCUAUGAUAACUUCUAUAAAGUACUUUGCUAUACUCGUAUGCUUCCUUGUCGCUUUCCUCUGCAAUGUGCAGUCCAUCAGAUACUAUGCCCAUGUCAGUUUCUUGGCCACCCUGCCUACAUCCCAAGGUAAAAAAGAUUCCAUUGAAUAUGCCGCCCGGAACUUGAACCGGGGAAGCUUCUUUUGGUCCUUGGGAUUACGGGCAUUCUAUGUGUCGUUUCCUCUCUUCCUCUGGAUCUUCGGGCCGAUACCGAUGUUUGUCUGCUGCGUCAUGAUGUCAUUUGUUCUUUAUUUCUUGGACACAACUACCAGUUUUACGCGGGAACUGCAUAGUCACUCACUGAAAGAGGAGAUAAAGCCCAACGAUCUGGAGUCGUCAGUUUCGUAAGUGCUGAUGGUAAUGGAUAACUCUGUCGUGAUUGAAUGGUUAUUAGCCUGUUACGGCUGAAUAUUUAUUCCAUAAGGGCUUAUUAAAAUUAGUGAUCAGCAUCAUAUUGACUGCACUUUGGUUGUGGAUAUUGUGUGGACGGAGAGGUUUAAAUGUAGCUUCCAUUUUUUACUA